Spodoptera frugiperda (fall armyworm) is the source of this 463-nucleotide messenger RNA. It is a transcript of the gene Sf3b5, whose product is annotated as splicing factor 3B subunit 5. The coding region runs from base 85 to 342 and encodes 85 amino acids. Gene Ontology annotation, cellular component: precatalytic spliceosome; U2 snRNP. Gene Ontology annotation, biological process: mRNA splicing, via spliceosome. Lineage: Eukaryota; Metazoa; Arthropoda; Insecta; Lepidoptera; Noctuidae. The transcript is spliced from 2 exons. The record is from RefSeq and is a predicted model, not a curated record.
UGUCAUUCAUUCUGCUGAUGUCAAAUUAUAUCGACAAAAUCAGUGUUUGUUGUUUGUUUUGGAUUGUUUAAAAAAAUAUAGAAAAUGGGUGAGAGAUACAAUAUUCACAGCCAGCUUGAGCAUCUUCAGAGCAAAUACAUUGGUACUGGGCACGCGGAUACUACGAAAUAUGAGUGGUUGACCAAUCAACAUCGUGAUUCGUGCUGCAGUUACAUGGGACAUCCCGACCUGCUGAGCUACUUUGCUAUAGUCGAAAACGAGUCAAAAGCUAGAGUAAAGUUCAACCUUAUGGAAAGAAUGCUACAACCUUGCGGUCCUCCGCCAGAGAAGCCCGAAGAUUAAGCUUCUAUAGUGUAUUUUAGUUUCUAAGUUCAUUGUUUCUCUGCUGUGUUGUGGUGAAAUACCUGAUCUUGUAUGAAGUGAUGUGUAACUCUUAUUUUUAAGUAAAGUGAUUAAUGCUUUA